Molecule: messenger RNA, 2113 nt
Organism: Maniola jurtina (meadow brown)
Lineage: Eukaryota; Metazoa; Arthropoda; Insecta; Lepidoptera; Nymphalidae
Exons: 10
Coding region: 202-2079 (625 amino acids)
Source: RefSeq, a predicted model, not a curated record
CUUUAUCGAACUACUUACCUACCCAAUAAUUAUUUAUUGUUUACAAUAAACAAUUAAUACUUUAUAAUCAAUUAUUUAUAAUAUUGUGCAAUUUGAGAAAAGUUAAUUUCACAAUAAUUACUAAGUAUUUAGAUACAAUUUUAAUUUUGUAUUAAAAUUAAAGUUUUGUAAUUUGUAAAAGGCAUAAACUAGUGAUUCAAAAUGUGUGUUCCGUUAUCAAGAUGUUGUUUUUGUAUGAGCUUAGAUGUCGGCUCGAAGGUUAUUUCUAUUAUUAACUUGAUGUCUUCAGUAAUGAUCGGCAUGGUGUACGGCACGGCAGCCAUGCUGCCGGCGCCGGUGGCUGAAAACCGGAAGAUCGUAUACGCCAUCAUAGCGAGCAUCGCCAUGUUCCAGCUGGUCAUUGGCUGCCUCUUGAUCUAUGGCGUGUUCGGGAAGAAACCCUGGCUAAUACUGCCUUGGCUGGUGUCAAGCUGGGUCUUCUGCUUGACGCUGCUUGCGCUGUCGGUCUUCGGCUUGAUCCUCAUAGCCCUCCAGCACGCGGCGGGGGAGGACAUGGCUACCGAAGUCAGCACCAUGGCUUCAGUCUACUGUGUUUAUGGAGUGGUGUUGUACUACUUCGCGUCAGUGAUAAAGAGCAGAAGAGACGAAAUGCUUCGAGAUUCCUCCACGGAGUCCUCCCAGAGGUUGAUGAGAAGAGAUAUCUUCAAGUAUCCAGUGAUGCACCACCAUGACAUCACCGCCUCUAGUCAUUAUGUGACGUGUUGGCGAGAGACCAUGAUACUUAUUUUAUACAUGGCCUGUUUGAUCACUGGUGUUAUGUGUUACGAAGUAAACCAAAAUGACGAGUACGGAACCACUUUGAAUGUCACUACUUUAUAUCCAGUUCAAGACUUCAUUCAUAUAAAUAAAAGUGAUAAUUCAGAAGCCAAGAGAAAUAUAGAAGAUAAGAUUAUAUCUACGAGUGGACAACAACCUAAAGAUCAAUUAAGGGAAAAUAAUUUAGCUAAAGAAAGUUCAAAAGAGUUUGACUCAUUUCGCGAUAGUAAAAAUGAUGCCAAUGAUACAAAAAAUAAGCAAGAUAAUUUGGACAAUGAAACAAAUCUAAAUAACAAUGAACAUAAACAAGAAAAACCUAAAAUACCUAAAUUAGACACUAACAAUUGGAAAAUUGAUACGUUUUUUAAUCCAUCAAAUAUAAGUGAACCAGAGGGUAACAAAAAUGAAUCAGAAAAUAAAAUUCUACAAGCUGCUGGAAAAGAGUUUAAGCCAAGUCCUCAAUUGGGACAUUUUCAUAGUGAAGAUGCUUUUGUGGUGCCGACACAACCAACAAUAGGAUCAUUUUCCCCAGUAAAUAAAAAUCCACCAACAUUUUUCAGCUCUCCAGGCGACUUCUACAAAUUAAACUACAAACCUCCCAGUUACCCGGACCCAAUCGAUACACCUUAUAAAUUCGAAAAAACAGUACCAUCAAAACAUGAGGAAUGGAAAUACAGCACCGGAGUAGAAGCCAAACCCACAGCUCAAGCUCCUAUGAAGAUCCCGGCAGGAGGACUUUACAAGCUUCCUGAUCCAUUUAAGGAAAAACCUAAUUCAUAUGGUGAUCCAUUCAAGGAAAAACCUAGUUCAGAUGGUGAUGAUGAUAAUUUUGGAUUGGACUUUAAAGACGAUGAAAAGGAUGCUAAGGAGAAUCCAAUUAAAAAACGUGGAAAUCCCUGGAAAAGCUUCCUGCACCUGGUCACGGCAUUGAUUCCUGUGGGCAUCAUCCUGUCGGCGCUGACUCCCAACAUCAUCACCCUGGAAACUGUGGACAACAAUCACCAUUACCCAAACCGAUUUUCCCGGCGGUCAGGCGACGUGGCUGCUCUACCUGCAAUAAGCGAGAACUGCAAGCGAAGGCUACUGUGUGAACUGCAUUCCGAUUCCAACUAUAACAUACAAUCACGCCGAAGACCAAAGCACUGCUACAAAAUCCAGUGCCAUGACCCUCAAGCGCUGAGCAAGGUCCUGCAUUGGUUGCUGCUGUACAGCCGACCCGGGGGCUCUCACCAUGAUGAGCACGAUAGAAGUUAUAUCACUUGAUAAGCCCUAGUAAUAAACCUCAAUUAUUAUUGUU